AUGACAAAUGAAGUUGCCUUCUCCAAAAUAUAUAGUUCUCUAUAUGCCUCAAGUACCUCAGAUCUUGCAUGUUUGCUCAAGAUUUAUACAUCAGUUUCUGCAGUGGUUGAGUUUCAAGUUGCAGGAACAGUAAGAGUUGCUGCAGAAUUUCUUUGGGAUAAAAGCAGCUGCAAAAUGUGCCAACUGUACUGCAGACCAACUGUAAUAUUCCAAUCAUCUAGACCUGUAAUUGACUCUAAGGGAUGCAAGAUAGCAAACCCCUCCAAAAUUCAAGCAUUCACUCUUGUUCAUUCUCAAUGGCAAUCUGAUAGCCAAAAUGUUGGAGACACAGAGCAUGCCAGUGCCAAAAAGAACAGCUUGCAUCUUCCCAUGAGCCUAAUUACACAACAUAUCAAAGACUCAAGAAGCAUCAUUCAGUUUAAAUACAAGUACCCAAACUGA
Messenger RNA from Coccidioides immitis RS, 441 nucleotides. RefSeq lists its product as uncharacterized. The record is from RefSeq and is a predicted model, not a curated record. The transcript is spliced from 3 exons. NCBI's taxonomy places the organism in Eukaryota, Fungi, Ascomycota, Eurotiomycetes, Onygenales, Onygenaceae. The coding region runs from base 1 to 441 and encodes 146 amino acids.